Messenger RNA from Teleopsis dalmanni, 585 nucleotides. RefSeq lists its product as uncharacterized. The record is from RefSeq and is a predicted model, not a curated record. The transcript has 4 exons. Bases 85 to 582 code for a protein of 165 amino acids. Gene Ontology annotation, biological process: positive regulation of voltage-gated potassium channel activity; regulation of synaptic transmission, cholinergic; sleep. Lineage: Eukaryota; Metazoa; Arthropoda; Insecta; Diptera; Diopsidae.
UUUCAACAGUGUAUAUAUCACUAAUAGCAUUGCAAAUAUUUUUAAUGUCGUUGAACUCUACUUAACUUGUCGUUCACGGAAUUUAUGUUACAAAAAAAUGCUCUAGCAAUUAAAUGUUAUAAAUGUUCCGUUGCAAUGGAGACAUCUUUCAUUAAAAAUGAAACAAUCAUUACACAGCCUUGCGUUAAAUUUGAACUUGGUGCAGAACAGUUUAUGGUGGAUUGCACAUAUUCAACAAUGUGUGUCAAAACAAUCUCGACACUCCUUUUGCUAAAUGGACAAAAACAAGAAACAAUAACGAGAGGAUGUGCUCAACAAAAAGAAACAACUCAGGUUUUUAGAAAUCGUCAGUGGCAACAGGAGAAUUCCAUUCAAGAAAUUUAUCAAGAGGGUUGCGGUGAAUUUAAAGAAAAUACUUUAGCUGCCUCUUCAAAUACUCAUUGUUACUGUAGAACAAAUUUAUGUAAUGGAAGUAGUCGACUUUUUACACUAAUUCCUAUUGACAGAAUUUUACAAACAACAUUUUUAAUGUGUUCAUUAUAUAUAAUAAACUCACAAUUAGUUUAUAAUAAAUAUCUAUAAAAU